Antechinus flavipes (yellow-footed antechinus) is the source of this 4538-nucleotide messenger RNA. It is a transcript of the gene RUNX3, whose product is annotated as RUNX family transcription factor 3. Gene Ontology annotation, biological process: regulation of transcription by RNA polymerase II; regulation of cell differentiation; hemopoiesis. Gene Ontology annotation, cellular component: nucleus. Gene Ontology annotation, molecular function: DNA-binding transcription factor activity, RNA polymerase II-specific; RNA polymerase II cis-regulatory region sequence-specific DNA binding; ATP binding. Bases 539 to 1792 code for a protein of 417 amino acids. The record is from RefSeq and is a predicted model, not a curated record. NCBI's taxonomy places the organism in Eukaryota, Metazoa, Chordata, Mammalia, Dasyuromorphia, Dasyuridae. The transcript is spliced from 6 exons.
CCCAACCACAGAACCACAAGCUGGGAGUCCUCUGCCAUCCCCAGGGGUACCUGGGGAGGAGGGAGGCUUGGCUCCCCCGCCGUGGGGGAGGGGGCCCAGCUUGCCCUAGCUUGGGGAGGGGGUGCUGCUCUGUCUGCUUGGGGGUAAGUUUCAUUCAUUCCUCUGGGCCCUGGCCCCCCGCCUGGCCUGCCCGCUGCUGCCCGGGGGCCCCCCCCUCGCUGCCCGCUGCCGCCUUUGCUCUCGCCCCUUCCAUCACUAAUGAUAGUCUGCAUAUACUGCUGUUGAACACUCUGUGGCCAGACAUUCCUGUGGGACUGAGAACCCAAAUUCUUGGGUACAAAUAGGCAUUAGCUUCCUCUGGGAUCUCUCCCUCUCUUUCUCUCUUUUUUUUGCUCUUUUUCCUUUUUUUUUCUUUUUUUGUUGCCCCCCUUGCUUUUUUUUCAAAUUAUUUUCAAAAGUAGCAGAAAAAAAAAGUACCCCCCCCAGUUCCAAGCCAGCCCCAUCAAGGACUGAAUUCUCGCCUCCCUCAGACCAGAGCAUGGCGUCCAACAGUGUCUUUGAUUCCUUCACGACCUACUCGCAGCCCUUCAUUCGCGACCCGAGCACCAGCCGGCGCUUCACACCUCCCUCCACGGCCUUUCCCUGCGGCAAGAUGGGCGAGAACAGCGGGGCGCUGAGCGCGCAGGCGGCCGCGGCCAGGCCCGGCGGGCGCGCCCGGCCCGAGGUGCGCACCGUGGUGGACGUGCUAGCCGACCACGCGGGCGAGCUGGUCCGCACCGACAGCCCCAACUUCCUGUGCUCCGUGCUCCCGUCGCACUGGCGCUGUAACAAGACGCUGCCCGUGGCCUUCAAGGUGGUGGCUCUGGGGGACGUCCCCGAUGGCACGGUGGUGACGGUGAUGGCCGGCAAUGACGAGAACUACUCGGCCGAACUGCGUAACGCUUCUGCCGUCAUGAAGAACCAGGUGGCCCGAUUUAACGACCUUCGAUUCGUCGGCCGGAGCGGCCGAGGGAAGAGCUUCACGCUGACCAUCACGGUGUUCACCAACCCCACCCAAGUGGCCACCUACCACCGGGCCAUCAAGGUGACCGUGGAUGGGCCUCGAGAGCCGAGACGGCACAGGCAGAAAAUGGAGGACCAACCCAAGGCCUUUCCCGAUCGGUUCGGCGACCUGGAUCGGCUGCGGAUGCGAGUGACCCCGACCACUCCCAGUCCCCGGGGCUCCCUGGCCACCUCCACUCACUUCAGCACUCAGGCUACGGCACAAGGGACGUCCGACUUGAGCCCCUUCUCCGACCCACGCCAGUUUGACCGCUCCUUCUCCAGCCUGCCCGGGCUCCCGGAGCCCCGCUUUUCCGACCCCCGGAUGCACUACCCUGGGGCCAUGUCAGCAGCCUUCUCUUACACGGCCAACCCCUCCCCCACGGGCAUCGGGGGCCUCAGCAUGAGCAGCAUGCCGGCGGCCACGCGCUUCCACCACACCUACCUGCCCCCCCCCUACCCGGGCUCCAGCCAGAACCAGAGCGGGCCCUUCCAGACCAACCCCUCCCCCUACCACCUCUACUACGGCACUUCCUCCGGCUCCUACCAGUUCUCCAUGGUGGCCGGGGGCGAGCGCUCCCCCACCCGCAUGCUCUCCUCCUGCACCAGCGCCGCGCCGGGCAACAACCUCAUGAACCCCAGCCUGACCAACCAGAGCGACGGCGUCGAAGCCGACGGCAGCCACAGCAACUCCCCGACCGCCAUGACCACGCCUGGACGAAUGGACGAGUCCGUGUGGAGGCCGUACUGAGGGCGCCGAGGAGGGGGCCCGCGUGCGGGGGGCUGCGCGCCCGUCCCGAGGCCCAGGGGAACACACCGUGGGGGCGGGAGGGAAUGAAUUUCAUUUGCCGACUGUACGUAGGACCCGUGUUCCAAGACAGCAAAAGCUCCUGGGAUGGGAGCCCCGGAGAACUUGGCCUCUGCCGGCAAGGUGCCUCCCUGGGUUCAGCCUCCUGGAAAGUGGGGGGCUGGACCAGAAGACCCCCAUAUCUGACAUUCUAAGGUUCCUUCCACCACCACUCUUCUUCCAGCGUUCUAAGGCGCCCUUUGAUGUUCUGUGUCCUGAUGUUCCUUCCAGUUCUGUGUUCUGAGCAGCUCCCCAUCCUGUGGUCCAAGGCCCCGUCCUUCUCUAACCAGUAUUCCAAGGUCUCUAAUGUGAGUCCUCCCCCCAGAGAAGGCACUUUGCCCUGCCCGCCAACCUCAGGCUCUCGUGUUCCCUGUUCCCUUUCCCAAGCCCGAAUUCUGCCCUUCAGGGAGCGUCUGACCGCUUAGGACAGAGCCCCCUCCUUGUGAGCUCCCAGAACCGUGGCGCUUUCCAGGAGAGCCUUCCACCGGCUCCGCCUUGUGCCCCCCGAUACCCUCCCUCACCCCUUCCCUUGCUGGGCCCCAUCUCUCUCUCACAGCCUGGGAGGGGACUCUAGGUGACGUCAUUGGGCACAGCAGCUUUAGGGGGAUCCAGUUCCUGUGAGGUCGGUCCAGGGCUUCCUCCCUUGGGACAGAGAGCCAGAGGAGGUCAUUGAUGGGAAGGUCUCCCCGACACAUUUCCUGGUGGGGACAGCAGCAUCAGCCACAGGCCCCGGGCCAGCUCUUGGUGAGCCCCGGGCUCCCACCAGCCCCACGCCAUCCUCCGAGAGGCUUUCCCAGAGCCCCUGGGGGUGCAGGGUGCCAUCGCCGGCCCCCUCCAGGGAGACGAGGCUCUGGGGGUCUGGUGAAGGGGCGCGGGAACUAGGGGAAGUUUGUGCAUUUGAGCAGGUGAAGGGGACUGGGCAGCAGAAGCAGAGUUAGAGAUCUUUCUCCCCAACAUGGCGCGCUCAGGGAAGCACAGAGAUGCUGGGCUGGAGACUGGAAAGCUCGGGAGCGUGAUGCAAAGUCAGCUCAGAGCCAGACGUCCCCCAGACUUCAGCUUCUUCUUUGGAAUAAGCAUGACCUUCAAGGUGCUUUUUCCACCUGAAAUCCAUUACUUUUAUGUUAUCUAAGGUCCUGACAUUUCUGCUGGCUCCCAUUCCCCACCUCCCAGCACUAGCAUUCUGUUCUAAGCACUAUUGUAAGAGUUCUUACCUCUGCAACAUGCUAGCAUUCAAGUCACAUCCCAGGCCGUCAUUCUAGCUCUCAAUUCUUCUGAAUUGAGGUUCUGACAUUCUGGGUUCUAACAUCCUCUGUACUCAGGUCUUUCCCAGUUCUUAAUUCUGUGUUCUGCAGAUCUUCCCUGUUCUAACGAUUACUGUUCUCAGGUCUCUUCCAGCUCUGACAUUCUCUGUUCUAAGGGCCCUCCCAACUCUGACAUUCUAUGUCCUAAAGAACCCUCUAGUUCUGAAGUUCUGUAUUCUAAAGGCCCUCCGAGUUCUGAAAUUCUAUUCUAAGAACCCUCCCAGUUCUGACAUCCUGGUUCUAGGGGCCCUCCCAGCUCUGACAUUCUGGGUUCUAAGAGCCCUCCCAGCUCUGACAUCCUCAUUCUAGGGGCCCUCCCAGCUCUGACAUUCUGGGUUCUAAGGACCUUCCCAGCCCUGACAUCCCAUGUUCUAAGAGCCCUCCCAGCUCUGACAUCCCAUGUUCUAAAGCCCCUCUCAGCCCAGUUUCCUCUGCCCCAAUUCUCUGGUGCAGUCAGUACCAGGUUCUUUUGAUAUAGAAAAUGACUGUUAUGUGAAAAGGAUUUGGGAAGAAAAAAGCUUCUUGUGCAGAACCUAUUCAUUGUCUCAAGUUUGCUGUAAACAGAUAAGAAAGCACUUAUUACUCUGAACUGUUUGUUGGAAUGUGGAAUUCAUUUCUAAUAGGAAAAAAAAAGAAGAGACACUUGGUUGUUCCAAGCUUUAUUGCAGUCGGAUUGUCAUCCCCUCUGCCGCCAGGCUCAUGGCCAUUUGCCCAUAGAAAAGCCUCCUGUGGCUAUAGGUGAUCCCUAUAUCACCUAAAUUGUGCCCUGUUUACCUUCUUGCUCUCUUCCCUAGAGACUUAGUCACCACCUUCUCAAUGACCUUUUCUCCAAACAUUCUGACCCUGACCCUUUGAAAAAGGACCACCUCCUGUGACCAUCCUGUCAGAGCCCCUGGUUCCUGACCAGCCAUAAAGACAUCCCCAGAAAUAGAAACUUCCCAUCAGGCUGUGAAUCACACAGUCCCUGUGCAGUUCCAUACUCCCAUCAGCCAGUCCAACUGAGGCAGGGUCUCAGACCUGGUCCCCACUUAGAAAGAAGGUAGAACAGGGCAGCAGAAAAGGGAGGAAGGGUCCACAUCUGCUGAUGGCAAGGCAAAGGAUCCCCCACCAUUCCUGUGCCCCUGUCUUUUGGAAACUUCCCCCCUGCUCUCCCCCCCCCCCCCAUUCCUUGUUGGGUGGUAAAAAUAGGCUUUGCACUGUCAUUCACUCGAAUGUCCGGAGUAUUUUUAAUGCUUGUAUGGUAAGCCUGGGUCUGCCUUCUGUACUAUUUAAUGGUCAAAUCUGAAUUUGUUGUACUUGUUAUAAUAAUAUAAUUCUGAGAGAUAUUGAAAUAACCUGUCUUAAAGCCA